Molecule: messenger RNA, 1962 nt
Organism: Asterias rubens (European starfish)
Lineage: Eukaryota; Metazoa; Echinodermata; Asteroidea; Forcipulatida; Asteriidae
Exons: 3
Coding region: 209-1240 (343 amino acids)
Source: RefSeq, a predicted model, not a curated record
AGGCUCCUCGUGCGUUGAAGACCCACAAGAAGAUAGCCAGUGACGCACCAAAAACACUCUCUCUCAGUGUUGGACGUGAAUCACCAGGUCUGCUUUAUUUGCAUAUUGACGGAUCACGAAAGCAGUUUUUGUAUACGAGUCAUUGAUGCGCUGCAUCAACAGAAAGUAUCAGGAGUAGAAGCAAAAAGGGAUUUGAUAACUGGCCGCAAUGAUGGCGACUGGUGUUCCCCAGGGAUCGAUCAUUGGACCUCCACCGCCUGGACUGGCAUUUCAACUGGACGAGUGGGUACCUUGUGAUGUAUACCUUGGUUUUACGAAGCAACAAGAGGUUGACACGACGACAAAUGGCGAUUUUACCAGGGUUGUCGCUAGGUUACAACGACGCCAUGAACGGGAGGCAGGCCGUAAUGUAGCUCAUGUAAGGAAUGAGGUGUAUGUUAAAGUGGUCACAUCCGGGUUCACAGUGCGAAUCAUGGCGCCCAUGACAAACAGGCUCGCCGAAGACGAAGUCCGCGAGGGUACCCGAGAAUUCUUCGAGACUGUCCGGAUAGCGAGGUGUUCCACAAACCAUGAGCCGUGCCCUCCGGCCCUCGUCUGGGUCUACAACCGUCCGCCUCCCAGCGGCUUCACCGGGGACGGUACGUUGGAGUGUCACGGUGUGGUGUGCCGGGACGUACGAGAUGCUACUCGCCUGGUCAACACGAUGGUCACGGCGUUUUAUACGAUGAAGCAGUUGCAAUCGGUCGGUAAUGCCUCUGGUGGGGGUGCAGUAGGCAGCUUACCCUUUGAGGGUUCGGGAGGCGCCUCACUAGUCACACCGUUAGACGAACCGCCUGCUUACCGACCACCAAGCCAGAUUUUGGAGCCCUUGCCUCGGCGAAUCCGGCUCCGAGACCAGCCGCAAAUUCUACAAAUCGCCAGUGUUCGGCACCCUGUCGACGGUGAAGAAGAAAGUGAUGACUAUGAACUGGAAUUAUCUCCGCGAGCACCUGGGCAGAGGAGCGUGAGCCCAAGGGGCGUCACGCCGCGAAACACGGCAGGGACGUCGGUCAGUAACCCCAUGAGUUCGGACAACUGCUCAUCACCUCGCAGUAACAGCCAGGCCAAUAUGAGGAAUUCUACUGUUUCUCUCCAUUCCACCAUCUCCGCAUCGGAGAGGCCUGGGACCGGUCGUAGAAAGAGGAGCUCAGGCUUACCGGGCAUCGAAUCCGGGUUUGAAUGGGACAGCUCCAAUGUUUGAAACUCAAACGGAAACCACACCGUGGUAGUUCUUUUUCCUUUUUCAUUUAUUCUGCAGGAAAACACCUAGACGGGACGAUUUUUUCAUCUCACCUCUUGCCUCUUCCACGCCCUGCUGUAUGUAGCCGCUGCACUAACUGCUCGAUUUGCUACCCCACUUGCUGUCACUCAGAGCCAUAAUAGUGCCGCGAAACAAUUGCGAGCAUUUAUAGAGAGGUUCGUUAAUGCUAUAACUUAUUCCUCAAAUUAUACUAAGAGUAAAGAAGAGCUCUGGUUCAGUUUCUAUUUAUUCAGGCCGGGAAACAUGUUCCAUUUGUAUGGAAACGUAAACCUGCCGCAUUUAUGUUAUUUUGCUGAUUGAAACAGCUAUAUAGAGAUUUGUCUUAUUGAUGAAUCUUGGGCAGAUAUUUCAAGUUGCCUAAGUUCACUGUCUUUAAAUUAUUAUUAUACCGAUUCUUGGGAAGAUAAUAUUGUACAGUUGUGUUAUUUAAAUUUACUCAAUUCUGGUUCUUUCUUUUAACUUCCAGAUAGAACCGUUCUGACUGUCGUUUUUUUGUAUAUUAUGAACACAACACUUCAAAUGUAAAUAUUAAACACGAAUAAAAUACUCUAAGAACUCCAACAUUUGUCUCGUUGUCACUGCCUGUUACACCAGCUUAAAGGAACACGUUGCCUUGGAUCGGUCGAGUUGGUCUUUGAAAAUCGUUUGUAACCGUUUGUUAU